AUGAGCGGCAGCGACACGCAGCACCUGCUGUCGAUAUUACGCGGCACGGCGGCCGGCCCGCCCCCUCCUCCUUCAGCGUCGUCGACGUCGUCGCAGGCCCCGGGACCGGCGGCCGCACCGCCGCACGGCCUGCCUGGCGUGCACGACUUGCAGCAGGACCACUCGGGACCCACGCUCGCUGCGCCCCUCGCGACAACCGACUCGCUCCUCGCCCUCUUCUCGCGGCCACACCCGUCGUCGGCCGACUCAGCCAGCCCCUCUCGCAGGCCGCACGAGGCCCCGAGCAGCAUACAGCACCAGCAUCCGCACCGCCAGCCGCAGUCGCACGGCCCGACGUCGCCCAUGACGCGCCGCUCGAGCGACCUCCUGUCGCUCCUCCAGGGCACCCACGCCGCGUCUGCUGUCCAGCUCCAGCAAGACCAAGCCGCCGGCUCGUCACACGCACCGACCAACGGCGACAUGCCAGCGAGCCCGGCCAGUCCGCCCGGCGGCAACGCGAGCCAGCUCCUCGGGCUCCUCAUGGGCGGCGGCGGUCCCAGGUCGGCGCCCAACGGCUCGUCAACGGCCGACGUCGCCUCGCCGACGAGCGCACGACCUUACCCGCUGUCGUCGGUGCCGUCGCACCUCCGCCCGCUGUCGCCGGCGAGCGGCAGCGACACCUCCGAGGCGACGACCGCGGCCCCGGCUCUCGCGCCCGGUCGCCCGGCCUCGUCAGCGGGCGACGGCCCGAUCUCGCACGUGUACCUCGCCGCCCAGUACCUUGUACCCGACGCGCCGCCAGCCCUCGGCGCCCCGGUCGGCCUGCGCCUGCCGCGCUCGGCGCACCCGCCGCAAGAGCCCCAGCACCUGUCGAUCUCGCUCUCGGCCGCGCACGUCGAGGCGCUCGCGCCCUCGCUCCCGUCGACGACGCCCAUCACGCUCUUUGCGGUCCCCGUGUCGUUCCCCGGCGCGAGGCGUGCCGCAGGGACGUGGGAGCGCGGGAUCGCGUACGCGACGGGCGGCGGCAAGGGGCGCGUGCGCGUCAUCGACCGCGAGAGCGGCGCGAGGGUGCUGCUCAAGGGCGGCAAGGGCGGCGACAUAAGGGAGUUGAGGGUCGCGCCGUACGCGCUCGAGGGCAGGAGGAGGAUCGCGACCGUCGCAGAGGACGGCGCGGUCGCAGUGUGGGAGGUCACCGACUCGUUCGAGAGCGAGGAGGACGCUCGUUCUCGCCGCAUCCGCGACCUCGACUUGCCGCCGUCGGCCUCGCUCGUCCGGUUCAGCCCCGACAGCUCGGCGCAAACGCUCGUCGUCGUCGACUCCUCGUCCGCCAUCCACGUCGUCUCGCUCGACGGCAAGGCCAAGCCUCGGCAGCUUCGCCACGACGGCGACAUCGCCGACCUGACCUACUCGGCCGACGGCAAGCUCCUCGCCGUCGUCAACCGCGCCGGCGCGUACGCCGUCUACUCGGUCGACGGCCACAAGCUCGAGCGCUCGGGCUCGGUCCCGCUCGUCGAUGGCGCCGAGGUCGACCAAGUCGCGCUCCUCGAGCCGGCGCAGCGGGACGACGACCACGUGCCGCUCGCGCUCGCCGUCUCGUCGCAGCAGGGCACCGUCAUCUCGAUCGUGUCGCUCGACCAGGCCGGCGAGGCGUCGGACAUCAUGUUCUCGGCGCCGCUGGGCACGCCCGACGCGUGGGGCGCGCUCGCGUACCACCGCGCGACGCAGAGCCUCCUCGUGUCGCACUCGCUCCGCGGGUCGAUCUACUCGUUUCGCCUCACGUUCACGCCCGGCACGUCGCAAGGCGUCCGCAUCGAGCACGUCGUCGAGCAGCCGACGGCCGAGCCCAUCCUCAGCUUCGUCCUCGACCCGCUCGCCUCGGCCGACCCGCACGCCGCCACUGGCUCGUCCUCGACUGCCGCCGACCCUGACGGCCCACCCUCGAGCCCGACCAGAAGCAGCCCGCCGUUGCCGCAGCUCUCGUUCGGCGCCCUCGUCCUGCACCCGCGCGGCGUGUCGCACAUCGGCCUCGUCGGCAGCGUGCCUCGCCCGCCCUCGCGCGCGCCGACGCCCUCGACGGCCGGCACCGGCACCGACGACGACGACGAGCCGCACCUCGCCGCCAUGGCGACGGCCGCCGGGAGGAGGAUGAGCCUCGAGGGCAGCAUCUACGUCGCGAGCGAGGUCUCGGUCCGCGUCGACGAGCCCGAGACGGACGAGCUCAGCCUCAAGGUCGCGCUCCCGCCCGUCUCGUCGCCCCCGCCGAUCUCGUCGCCCACGAGGAGCGCAGAGCCGGGCGCUCGUGACCCGCCCGUCGUCGGCGGCGCCUCGUCGUUCGGCACCUACUCGCUGUCGCCCUCGCGCGCGGCCGAGCCCGCGCUUGGCGACCUCGGCAACGGCAUCUCGGGCGCCCGUACGCCGGUCGCAGAGGCGUCGAGCGGCAGCGGCGUCGCCGGCGCCGGCCCGGGCGCGAGUUCGAGCCCGAGCCCGCUGUUCAACGUCGGCAGCGGCAGCGGCGGCGGCGGCGAGCGCAUCCGCCUCGCGGGCCCGGUCGUCAACGCGGCGAUCCGCAGCAUGAAGGCGCGCCAGCAGCACGCCGUGUCGUCGGCGGCGCUCGCGAGCCCGGCGCUGUCGCCCAUCGCGUCGGCGCCGACGUCCGCGUCGGGCGGCGACAGCGGGUCCGAGCGGGACCAAGGUCCGGGAGCGGACAAGGAGAAGCGGCGCGAGGCGCGGGGGCAGCACGGCGAGGUGGGCGCGCGCGAGCUGAGGAGGCUCGAGAGCUCGCUGCCGCCCAAGGUCGCCACGGCCAUCUCGCGCGAGCUCGACAAGCACUUCCAGCAGCUCGAGCAGCACUCGACCGCCGCCGCCUCGGCAUCGACCUCGCGCGACCAGGCGCUCCUCGCCGCAGUGCAGCAGACCGUCGCCGCCGCCGUCACUCGAGCUGUCGAGGGCGCGCUCGUCAACCAGGUCGGCGGCGUCGUCGAGCAGGCCGUGCGGGCGCAGAUGGGUCGCACCGUCGAGGAGGCCAUCACUCGGGCCCUCCCUAUCGAGCUCGAGAAGCAGCUCAACCGCCCUGCCCUCAGCUUUGCCCUGUCGUCCUCGAUUGCGUCGACCAUCGCCCCGCCGCUCGAGCGCCACCUCACCGGCACCCUCGUCAAGCUCGUCGUCCCGGCCCUCGAGCAAAAGCUCUCGGACGCCGUCGCCGGCGUCGUCGGCUCGAUCCACAGCGAGAUGGUCGGCGUCCGCAAGGAGAUCGUCCAGGAGCAGAGCGGCGCCGUCGGCAUCCUCGAGGACGAGGUGGCGAGCCUGCGGCGGGAGGUGUCGACGCUCAAGGCCAUGAUGGAGCAGAUGCACGCGCUCGUGCUCCGGCGGAGCAACGAGUCGCGCUCGGCGGCGCCGUCGGCCUCGCCUCGCGUCCCGCAGCAGCCGCCUUCCCUCGCCCAGCACUCUCCGCACCACCCGCACCACUCGAACCAGCACCACCAGCAGCAGCAGUACCAGCAGUCGCACCAGCAGCGCCACGUCUCGCAGCCUUUCGUCAGCGCCGCACCUCCUCCUCCCGCCGCCGUCGUCGCCGCCGCCUCGAGGCCGCAGCCCGGCCCCUCGUCGGCCCUGCCCGUCGCCAUGCAUGCCCUCCCUCCCAUCCCUCGCGUCGCGACCCCUCCCGAGCGGUACGAGGAGCUUUUCACCGAGGCGAUGCAGCCGCAGCACGAGCCGUCGUUCGUGUCGCUGCAGCACCUCGUCGCGUCGUCGCCCCUGUCGCGCAUCGACGCCGUGUUCCCGCCGCCACCGGCCCUGCCCAAGAUCAGCAUGGCCGUCGUCCUGUCGCUCGCGUACCGCCUGUCGCAGGUCGUCGCCGACCGCCGAGGGCCGCUCGACGACGAGUCCAAGAAGCUCCUCCUGUGGCUGCGCAAGGCGAUCGCGGCGUGCGACGGCAAGCAACCGCCCGACCUGCUCGCCCUCAUCCCGCGCAUCCUGACCAACGUCGUCGACAACCUCGUCGUGCGCGGGCGCACCCUCAUGGCGCUCCAGGACCUCGCCGGCGCCAACGACGUGCGCCUCGUGCAGCAGUACGCGCACGCGCGUCUGAGCCUGUUUGCGCAGCCGGGAGCGGGCGAGGGGUUCGAGCAGUUUCGGCGGUGAGGGCGGGAGGAGGCGGGCUCUCGGCUCUCCCUCCCCCUCUCGCUUGCGCCCGUCGUCGUCGUCGCAGUACUCUGGCCGUACCUCCGUAGCAGACAGAUACCCCCUCGCUGUACAUGCUCUCUGUGCAACUCGCUCGCUGUCCUCGGU
This is a messenger RNA of Rhodotorula graminis WP1, 4266 nucleotides long. RefSeq lists its product as uncharacterized. Gene Ontology annotation, cellular component: P-body. Gene Ontology annotation, molecular function: protein binding. Lineage: Eukaryota; Fungi; Basidiomycota; Microbotryomycetes; Sporidiobolales; Sporidiobolaceae. The record is from RefSeq and is a predicted model, not a curated record. Bases 1 to 4119 code for a protein of 1372 amino acids. Gene Ontology annotation, biological process: deadenylation-independent decapping of nuclear-transcribed mRNA. The transcript has 5 exons.